AUUACUCAAUCGUUCUAGGGUCAGCGACACUUUAAUGUACAUACCUACCAUGCCAUUCAUAAAUACAAUAUUUAUGAAUAAUACAAUUAUUUUUUUUCUCGUCAUCGUCACGCAUGGUCUGGGUUUUUCAACAAACAGUUCGUAUCGGGGGACUCUUUAAGCAGAAUCUGGCAACCCAGACUUCAUCUCUCACAUAUGUCAUUGGGUAGGACAGUAACAUUUAGUUCAUUGUAGGUCCAUCAUUUUCCCCAAGGAUUAAAUAAAACCGAUAUCUAAGGCCGGGAGACAUGGGCUCUGGGGAAAGUACGACCAGGAAAGUGUCCUUCGGUGUGGACGAUGAGGACAGAGUUAGAAUUCUUCGCGGUGUCAAGCUGUCAGAAGAUGUUCUUCAGAGAAUGAGAGGAGUCGCAAACAUAGCUCCAGAACGUACAUCACCUGCAACCACAGGUGUUCCGAAAGACACAGGUGCAUCUCACCAUGGCAGUUCCAGCUCUAAGCCUCAGUCUGACACCAGCCAAUCAGCUCGGUUCUCUGAAGAAGACCGGAGGAGAUUUCCCAAGUCGUCACAAGGGGAAAGAGAGACGGCGUUGGGAAAAAUCAUGAGCCUCGAAAGAGAACAAACACGUCAGGAGGCAGAGAAGACCAAAGUACUGUCAGCAAAGGAGUUAGAACUGAAGGCCCAGCAACUACAGAAGAAGGAUUCACAGCUGAGAGCUCUGGACGCCUUCUAUAAGGAGCAGCUGGCACAACUGGAGAAAAGGAAUUGGGAAGAAUACGAACACAGCAAAGAAAGGUUCCAUGAAGCUGUGUCCAAGACGGAAUCAAGCGUGAGGUAUCACAGCGUAGACCCAGUCUGUCUGGGCCUGCAGGCUCAGAUUUUAUCCUGCUACAGGGAAAACAAAGACCAGACCCUGACAUGUUCAAACCUUGCCAAAGAAUACAUGCAGUGUAUCAAUGCAGCAAAAAAGACAGAGGUUUUAUGCAACAAAGCCCACCAGCUGGGACAUGAGAGGACAACAGCGGGGCAUUUGGUGGGUUUUUCACUGGCCUUUGUUGCUUCAAAGCAGUGGCAACAUUAUCGGAACAGUCCACUUUGUACCGGCCCGUCUUUGUGUCCCACUGUCACUCAAUCCAUCAGCAUGAAUCCAACUUCUUUUUUCUCUUUUUGAGUUGAAGGCUACCUCUUUGUUGUGACUGCUCUUGCACCCUGUACUUCCAAACACGAUCAAUAUUUUUUUUCAUUCUCCAGCUUUUUGUACAUAAAUAAAUACAGUUGUUAUGUGUGCUCCCAGAGCCAGGUUCAGAGGUUUACUUUGAUUUCAAACUUUUUUCUCUAGUCACUUUCAGACCUUUGUUUCACAAAUGUAGCAGACGACGACAUACGACCUUGGCUGGAUGAUCUUUCAUUGUCUUGACAUGUUUGCUGCAUAUUUCAUAACUCCACACCAAAUAUAUUGCAAUAUUUAUCAUUUGGUGUGUAAACUACUACUUUUUGGAAACCUAAACCCAAACAGACGAUGCGUAAUAUUUGGAAGCACAAAAACAUCUUCAACCUCCCUUUAUGCAUUAGCUACAUUGUCUUGUAGUUAUGUUAAUGUGUAAUUCAGGAACUUCACAUUUGUGAUAAAAACAUAAAAGGAAAAACUACCAACCAACCAAUAAGUUCAUGACCAACCUGUAGCCAGUUAGCAGACCCCCUAAGAGUUGCAGUCCUCUUUUUGACAACCUGUGCAUUAGAUAAAUCAAGGCAGGUCAGCCUUGUGUUGGUGUGUGUGUGUGUCUUCAUGUGCUGACAAGAAGCACUUUAAAUUAAAUUGGACUUGCAGCAAAAGGCCUUGUACCAGAGUUCGUCCACAGUCAGAUAACACACUGUACAGAACAGAAGUCCAAUUACAGCAACAGCCCGGAACUCCAUUAGUAUGUAAGUGGCUCAGAGUUAGUGCACAGAUACCACUCAGGUGGUUGGGUCAUUAAUUACCUUCACUGUUAGCAAACAAGACUCUCUAUAACAAGAUAAUAUUAUAGUUAUUAAAAAAAAAAACGUGAUUAACUUUACUUUAAUUAAAAAAGCCCUGGAAUCUACCAUUUUAUAUGUGAUAUUAUAUAGAGGUAUAUGUGUACAUUACAUUUAGUAUAUGUAUAUAUAAAGAAUGCUAACUUUAAAACCAAACUCUAGUCACAAGAACCUUUCAGAUGCUAUUUUUGAAUCCACCAUAUUUCCAGUUGUCAUGGAUAAGCCUAGAUGUUAGAAUAAUACUUACAGAACAUGUUUUUCCAUGUUGACAAUUAAGUAUUAAAAUAAAUAAAA
This is a messenger RNA of Cynoglossus semilaevis (tongue sole), 2308 nucleotides long. RefSeq names its product MICOS complex subunit mic25a-like. The record is from RefSeq and is a predicted model, not a curated record. Lineage: Eukaryota; Metazoa; Chordata; Actinopteri; Pleuronectiformes; Cynoglossidae. The coding region runs from base 288 to 1169 and encodes 293 amino acids. The transcript has 10 exons. Gene Ontology annotation, cellular component: mitochondrion; MICOS complex.